AUGCUAUAAAAUAUAGCCCAAAAAAGAGAACAAUUUAUUGUUGGACUUAAAAAAAAAGCAAGAGAAGAAAUCUUUAGAAAAAAUAGAUUUCCAUAGUCUAAAGAAAUCAUUCCAUUUGCAUCAAGCAAUAUUAUUUUACAAUAAUCAUAUUAAAAUGCUUUUGAAAGCGGAAAUCAAUAGGUAAUUUGGCAAUUAAAUUUAGAACUUUAACUUAAUGAAUGAUGAUUCAUUAAUAGAUGAAACUAUUACUGACUGUAUUUUCAAAGUUUAGUAAUUAAGCAAUUAUUAUAAUGAAUAUGAUUGCGAACCUAAUUAUGAUACCACCAAAGAUGUAGAAAGGAUAUUCAAAAUCUUUAAUAUAGGUUAUCCUUAAAUAGAUGUAACUAAUAUUCAUUUUUUUAGAAAUCUUGUUUACAUAUUUUAUUAGCUAUUUCAGCUGGAAAUCAUUAAUAGGUUCAGCCUAUUCAUGAAUAUAUUCAAGUGCUUACAGAUUAUUAUUGUUCAACUUAUUAUACAGAAUUAUAAUAGUAUAUAUUAGAUAUAUUUGCAAAUCUUGCAUGUGAUUGUUAUCUAUGUAGAGAUCUAAUUCUAGUCCUCUAAGUGCCUAAAUGUUUAUGGUACAUUAUUUAUUUAAUUUUAAGGAAUUAUACACUCUAAUGUAAAUAGAAAUGCCUUUUUGAAGACUUUUAUUCUAUGAUUAUUAAUUUGGAUAGAAUGAAACCAGAAAUUAAUAAAUUUAAAUUAAUAGAAUUGCACGAUGUAUUUUAAGAUCUUUAUAUUUAACUCUAUAAUGCUAAAGAAAAGCAAUGGAUUUUAAAGUUAAUGAACAGGAUUUAUUCUUACGAUAAAUCUAAAUUAGAUUUAAGUUUUUUAAAUUAUCUUUUGGAAGGUGAUUACGACAAUAUCUAAUUAUGUGGAGAAAUAUUUAAAUAUUUUUAAUAUAUAUCUUUAUUAGGUAAUCUUUUUAUUAUUAUAUAGAUAAUGAAAUUACUUUAAAUUUUUAAUCUUAAAUGGCCUAAACUAUAAUUAAAACAAUUAAUAAAUAUUUAGAAUCAGAAAAUAUUUCAGGAGGAGAAUUAAAGAUUUUAAUUAAAAGAGGAUUUGUUACAUUAAGUAAUUUUAUUACAGAUGAUCCUCAAAUUAUAAAUGAAUUUUUAGAAGAAGUCUUUCCAUUUAUUCAAAAUAUCCCUUUAACAUUUUUAGAGAGUGAUGAUUUUUUUUAAUUUCUCCAUUACAUAAUAAAGUUCUCCAAAGAUGAAGAUGUUAUAAAAUUAAACAAAGAUUAUAAAUUAAUUAAAUAAAUAUGUCAAGAACUAAAUGAUUAUUACCAAGAGAAAGGUAAUUAAUUUUUACAUAAUAUACUUUCCAUUUUAUACAGAUUUAUAGAAUUAGAUUAGGUUAAUAUGAAAAUAUUUAAUGAUGAAAAUUGUGAAUCAAGAAUAUUGUUUGUGUAAUAAAUGAAGAUAUCAGAUGAAAAUUAUGAUUUAGUAAAUAUGAUUUUAGAUAAACUUGAUUAAUGA
Molecule: messenger RNA, 1520 nt
Organism: Paramecium sonneborni
Lineage: Eukaryota; Ciliophora; Oligohymenophorea; Peniculida; Parameciidae
Source: the annotation of a GenBank genome assembly